Molecule: messenger RNA, 1918 nt
Organism: Euleptes europaea (tarantolino)
Lineage: Eukaryota; Metazoa; Chordata; Lepidosauria; Squamata; Sphaerodactylidae
Gene: ACADVL
Product: acyl-CoA dehydrogenase very long chain
Exons: 19
Coding region: 174-1910 (578 amino acids)
Molecular function (GO): flavin adenine dinucleotide binding; very-long-chain fatty acyl-CoA dehydrogenase activity; fatty-acyl-CoA binding
Source: RefSeq, a predicted model, not a curated record
GGGGGGUCUGUGCUUUGGGGCGCCCCCCUCUGCACCCUCUGGGGACGAGGCUCUACGCUGCGCAGGCUGCUGAGGCCGUGCUGGAUAAAUCAGGCACCCGGGUGGCUUCCUCUUCUCAAGCAGCAUCGGAGAAUAAAUCAUUAGCGGCAGAGUCCAAGUCGUUUGCUGUGGGAAUGUUCAAGGGCCAAAUCAACACUGAGCAAGUUUUCCCUUACCCCUCGGCCCUCAGUAAAGAACAAGCCCAGACUCUGCAAGAGCUCGUGGGGCCUGUCUCCCGCUUCUUUGAGGAGGUGAAUGACCCAGCCCAGAAUGACGUGCUGGAGCAAGUGGAAGUGAAGACGAUGCAGGGCCUGAAAGAGUUGGGCGCAUUCGGCUUGCAGAUCCCGGUUCACCUGGGGGGGCUGGGCCUCAGCAACACCCAGUAUGCCCGGCUGGUGGAAAUCGUGGGCAUGCACGACCUGGGGGUGGGCAUCACCCUGGGGGCGCACCAGUCGAUUGGGUUCAAGGGGAUCCUCCUCUAUGGCACCCCGGAGCAGAAGGAAAAGUAUCUUCCCAAACUGGCUACUGGCGAGACCAUCGCCGCUUUCUGCCUCACGGAGCCUGCAAGCGGUUCGGACGCUGCCUCGAUCCGCACAACGGCUGAGCUGAGCCCCUGUGGCACCUACUACACUCUGAAUGGGGGCAAGAUUUGGAUCAGCAACGGCGGCAUUGCUGAGAUCUUCACGGUUUUUGCGAAAACGCCCCUAAAGGACAAGGUGACCGGCGAGGUGAAGGACAAGAUAACCGCGUUCAUCGUGGAACGAGCUUUCGGGGGCGUCACACAUGGCCCCCCGGAGAAGAAGAUGGGCAUCAAGGCAUCCAACACCGCGGAGGUCCACUUCGAUGCCGUCCGUGUCCCAGUGGAGAACGUCUUGGGAGGCCCCGGUGCCGGCUUCAAGGUUGCCAUGAAUAUCCUCAACAACGGGCGUUUCGGCAUGGCUGCCGCGCUGGCAGGCACUAUGCGCGGGGUCAUCAGCAAAGCGGUGGCUCAUGCUGCGAACCGGACCCAAUUUGGAGACAAGAUCUAUAACUUUGGAGCCAUCCAGGAGAAGCUGGCCCGCAUGGCUCUCCUGCAGUACGUCACAGAGUCCAUGGCCUACAUGAUCAGUGCGAACAUGGAUCAGGGCGCGUCAGACUUCCAGAUUGAAGCGGCCAUCAGCAAAAUCUUUGGCUCGGAAGCUGCGUGGACCGUGACCGAUGAGUGUAUCCAGCUCAUGGGUGGAAUGGGCUUCAUGAAGGACGCCGGGGUAGAGCGGGUGAUGCGAGAUCUGCGCAUCUUCCGGAUCUUCGAGGGGACCAACGACAUCUUGCGCCUGUUUGUCGCACUGAAUGGUUUCCAGAACGCCGGGAGCCAGCUGCGGGGGUUGCAGCAGGCCGCCAAGAAUCCCCUGGCGAACGCCGGCCUCUUGGUCACCGAGGUUGGCAAGCGAAUGCGCAGGAGAGCCGGUUUGGGAACAGGGAUUACGCUGAAUGCUGUUGUGCACCCAAGCCUGAAUUCAAGUGCUGAACAGACUGUCCGGGCAAUCGAUCUCUUCGCAGGGGCAGUGGAAGAGAAGCUUCUGAAGCACGGCAAAAAGAUAAUCGAUGAACAAUUUGUGCUGAAGCGCAUUGCCGACAGCGCCAUUGAUCUCUACGCCAUGGUGGUGGUUCUGUCCAGAGCGUCCCGGUCCCUGGAGCAGGGUCACCCCACAGCCCAGCACGAGAAAGUGCUUUGUGACACAUGGUGUGCAGAGGCUGCCGACCGGGUCACUCAGAACCUGACGUCCCUGCGGGCCGACUCCACGAAGCAGAUCUUCAAGAACCUCCGGAGCAUCUCCAAGGCAGUGGUGGAGAACGAAGGGGUGGUCUCCCCCAACCCCCUGGGCAUCUGACCCGUGCC